UAAUGCAGAUAAAUUAACCAUAGCAAAUUUUGGAAAGAAUUGGAUGCAUUUAAUUGGAAUGUAGUUGUUUCACAUUGCUGGGUUUCAUAUCCUAUGAUCAGUAGCAAGUAUCAAUCUUUUGCCCUCCUGAACACAGCAUGGAUUGCACAGGUCAGAUUCAUCUUCUCCUAUCCUGCAUAAGAUGGUUGGUCCUCUUCCUGUUCCUCACUAUUUACAAUGGAAACAGAAGAUGGAACUGAGCAGCACUUUGAUUCCUCUCUUGUGGUCGGCGUUCAGUGUUUGGGGGAUGAAGAAGUUAGUUUGCUCGUAGAGAGAGAGAGGAUGAAGAUGUUAGUUUGCUGAUUGAGAGAGUGAGAGAGAGGGGAGCGUGGGGGAGGAGAGGCUGUUGUGGUUUUCAAAAUAAAACAUUGCUGAAAAGUUCCAACUUGGUGGCGAAAUCAUGGAAACCUAGCAACAAUUUGAUACGAUGAGAGAUGAGAGGUGGCAGGUGCUGUUUUGCAGUGGGGUCCAAGUCGUUUGAAAUCUUAGUAGAGGUGUUUGGAGGGAAACUGAAAGGGAAAAUCUUGGAGAGAUGCAGAGGUGUGUUAUGGUGGAUCAGGUUUGGGGAAAGGAGUUUGUGUUGUUUGUUGGAAGGUGUGGAAGCUUGUUGUAGGGGUGAGGAUGAAAAGUUGUGCAACAAAGGUUGGGUGGAAGAUGGGAGGGAGUUCAGGCUGGAACUACGCUCAAAUGGGGCAGGGAGACUCAUUCUUUGCUCGGUUUGCUCUGUGGGGACUAAAAGGUUCACUUUGAGUUUCCCUGAAGGAAGAAGUCUCCCUGGGGGAUGGUCUAUCCUGGCCGAGAAGCUUCGCUUUCUCGGAGCAGUUUCCUCAAAGGAAAUGAAGCUUCCAUCCCCAACUGCCUCAAGGUCUUUGGAGAUAGGUAGUAGUUCUGUGAAUCCACUGAAGGGGUCUAUUGUAGACUUGGUUAAGAAAGAGCAUGGUUUGGUGAAUGAAGCAGUCUGGAUUCAGAUUGGGGAGGAGGAGGUUCAGCCCAGGAUGGAGCAUUUGAGUAGCUGUCUAGUAGGGAGAUGGGGAGAUUUUCUAGACCCAACUCCAGAUUUGCUUGCGUUGAGGAGUUGGGUAGGUCCAUAAUUGGUCUCUGAGAGGGGGAGUAAGGAUUUUCUUGCUAGGGGGUGCCCUACUCUUGUUCGAGUUUGAGGAUGGCUCUGAUGCAGAAAUGGUGUUGUCAAGGGGUGUAAGAAGGUUUAAGGGAACGGUUUUGCAUUUGGAUAGGUGGACCCCGGAGGUAGGGUGUUGUCGGAAAGGUGAGCACGCCAAGGAAGUGUGGGUGAGAGUGGUGGGGCUUCCUCUGCACUUGUGGGGUCCGGAGGUGUUAAAAAAGAUUGGGGAUAGUUGCGGGGGUUUUGUUGCAGUGGAUGAAGACACAGCUCAUCUCCGACACUUGCCAUGGGCAAGAGUUUUAGUGAGGUUGGAUGGGAGAAGGAUGCCUGGGAUGUUGAAGGUGGUGGUGGGAAGUACCACCAUGGUUUUCUACUGAGGUUUCGAGUUGUGGGUUUUCUGGUCUAGAGGUUAGGGGUGAAGUUACGGGAGAGACACGCGCUGUUGAGAGCGUGAGGGUGCAGGUUCCGCUGCAGCAGUUGAAGGCAGAUGCCGUGUCGCCUUGUGAUGGGGCCCAUGGGGGGUCAGAGGGAAAAGGUUUGGUAGUAGUUGAUGGUUCUGAAAAGGCUAUGGUAGGCAGUGGGCUGCAGAAAGCUGUAGAGGGUAAUGGUGAUGGGAAGCAAGCUAAUUGCAAAGGGCGCCGCGUGGGUGGGGUGUCUUGUAAGGGAACCCUAAGUGGGGCUGCUGGUGGGCUGAAAAAAGUGGGCUUUCAGGGUUUGAAAGAGGCCCAAGUGCAAGGAUUCUCAGGUAAAGCGGCCCAUCUUUGUAGUGGCCCAUUGGAAGGGUCAAAAGUUUUAAAGUCUAAGGAGGCCUGUCGUGUGGGUCAUCUUGCCAUGAAGGCCCAUAAACUUCCUGUUCUUUGUGUGGCCCAAGGUGGAGGUGAGGGCUCUGUUAACGUGCACUACAGUUCUGAUUCUAAGAAUAGCCCAUCGGAGGAGCCGACUCUUUUGGGGGCUUCUUUCUCCUCUAGAGGGCACUAUUUCCAGAAUCGUAAGCUCUCCCCGCCGGUGGAACUUCACACAAGCACCGACAUGGCCCUUAUGGAAGAAGCGGCGAGACAUCCUGGUUCUUUUUCUUUCUCUGUUUCUUCCUUGGGGACACGAGCAGCUUCUUCUCCUUCUUUUUGUGGGACUGGUCUUGGUUCGGAGGGAUGUGGGGUGGUUUUUGCUGUUGAUUCUCUGGGAGAGGAUAACAGUCCCCUAAGGAUGGUUUCGGAAAACGACUCUUCGUUGGAGUUUGAAGAGGCUGGGGUGAUCCCGAUUGAAGUUGCAGUGGGUGAGAAGGAUAAGGAAGAGGGGUCAUGUCUUGGCUUGGUUUCAAGGGAAAAGGUGCCUAUGGAGAAUUGGUCCUCAAGCAACCUGGAAGCUUUCAGCGACUGGUUGGGCAUGCCGACAGUGGACUUCGAGGCUGAGAUCUUGGCGCUCCUCAGGAAAAUGGAGGCUAGGAAAGAGGUAAGGGAGCGAGAGGAUGGGAAGAGAAAGAAUUCUUCUUCAAAAUCUGAAAGGGAAUUAAAGAAACUGGGGUGUUUUAUGCCAGGGAUCAGAAGGUAAACGAUGAGGGUUUGGAUAGGGAGAGUGGGAAAUCACAGCAGUGGGUGGGUAGAAGAUGCAUUUUUUUUCAUCUUUUUGGAUUUUUAGAUGGGCUUCUGCUAUGUUUGGGUCACAGCAACCAGUUUGAUCGGCAGGCCUACAAGAAGGUCGCGUCUGGGGUAUUUUUGUUUUUGGCUGACCGGAAGGCGCUCUUUGUAUAAUUUGAUGCCCCUCUUUCAAGCGCUUUUAAUUUAAUCACUCUUUUUACCUAUUAAAAAAAAUGUAAUUUUACUGUGCCUUCCCUUUUGGUGAGUUAUUU
Vitis riparia (riverbank grape) is the source of this 3005-nucleotide messenger RNA. RefSeq lists its product as uncharacterized. The transcript has 3 exons. The coding region runs from base 1727 to 2707 and encodes 326 amino acids. NCBI's taxonomy places the organism in Eukaryota, Viridiplantae, Streptophyta, Magnoliopsida, Vitales, Vitaceae. The record is from RefSeq and is a predicted model, not a curated record.